Messenger RNA from Talaromyces marneffei, 1497 nucleotides. RefSeq lists its product as uncharacterized. The transcript has 6 exons. Gene Ontology annotation, molecular function: transmembrane transporter activity. Gene Ontology annotation, cellular component: membrane. Gene Ontology annotation, biological process: transmembrane transport. The record is from RefSeq and is a predicted model, not a curated record. The coding region runs from base 1 to 1497 and encodes 498 amino acids. Lineage: Eukaryota; Fungi; Ascomycota; Eurotiomycetes; Eurotiales; Trichocomaceae.
AUGGACGCAGAACGGUCAAGUCUCGACAAACAGCAGGAGUUUAUUGAAACUGAGGAAGCCGGUCCUUCCAAGCCUUUUGGCAACAAUGAAACCGCCAUGCCUCCAGCCCUCGCGGCUCUCAGCGAGGAAGAGUUUGAACAGGUGAAGAAAUCCGCCGUCCGAAAACUAGAUCUUCGUAUCAUGCCUGCCGUUGUGUUGAUGUAUAUCUUGAACUAUCUGGAUCGUCAAAACAUCGCCAGUGCCAAAUUGGCCAAUCUGGUGCAGGACUUGAACAUGACUAGCGUUCAGUACCAGACUGCUGUCAGUCUGUUGUUUGCCGGUUACAUCACCAUGCAGGUCCCUUCAAACAUGAUUGCAAGUAAAAUCACAUGGCCUGGUAUCUACAUCAAUAUCGCAAUGGCGGUCUGGGGAGCCAUCUCGGCCUGUACCGCUGCAGUCACAAGCUUUUCCGGCCUCGUAGCAGCGCGAUUCUUUCUCGGAGUUGUUGAGGCUGCUUUCCUGCCGGGUGUUGUUUACUACAUUUCGCUGUUCUACAACCGACAACAAAUGACCCUCCGCACCGCCAUUUUCUACUCCGGUUCACAGAUUGGAAAUGCUGUCGGUCCUUUGAUUGCUAUUGGAGUGUUGAACCUAGAUGGUAAACAAGGAAUCGCCGGAUGGCGAUGGUUGUUUAUCAUUGAGGGAGUUAUAACCAUUUUCUUUUCGAUUGUGUUUGCCAUUAUCCUACCUCAUUCUUUGCAAACGAUUCGAGGAUUUACGGAACUCGAGCAUGAGUUCUUGCAGUACAACUAUGCCAAGGAUAUUGGACAACAGGAUCAUAAGGAUGAGGCGAGUGCAUGGAAAGGUCUCAAACUUGCUGUUUCGGACCCUAAGACGUGGUUGCUCAUGGCCACUUUGUGGGCUACAUAUGUGUCCGCUGCUGUGGUGAAUUGGUUCCCAUCAGUUGUUGCAACCUUGGGAUACUCGCGCAACACGACAUACGGUCUCACUGCGCCGCCCUAUAUCCUCUGUUCUAUUGUCAUUUGUAUCGUUGGUUUCCAUUCAGAUAAGAAACAAGAACGAUUCCUUCAUGUCGUUAUUCCUCUGGUAGUGGCUGUGAUUGCAAAUAUUGUCGCGGUUUCCUCCUUGAACACAGGCGCUCGAUACUUUGCGAUGAUGCUCAUGCCCGGAAGUUGUUAUUCGGCUUCUAUUGUCAUCCUAUCAUGGAUUACGGGUACUCUGUCCCAGCCCGCCGUCAAACGUGCUUCGGCUAUUGCUCUAAUCAACGCCGUGUGCAACACCCCUAACAUCUGGACAUCAUACAUCUACUAUGGCGCACCUCGCUACCUCGCCGCCUUCCUGCUGAACAUGUCCAUGGCUGCGCUAGCCAUUGUCUUUGCAUUCGUAUUGCACAUGUACCUGCGACGGGAGAAUGCCAAGUUGGACCGAGGCGAGGACCCAGGCAAGCACGGUCCUACUGCUGCUCAACAGGCUGCUGGAUUUAGGUAUUUGGUUUAG